UCAGGGGAAGAACCGCCCCAGGCGAGAUUGAGCUCUUGCUGGAGAACGAGUAUUAAUACGGCAACGACCUGCCCUUGGGACCUGCUGUUUCCCUCUCCUCUCCAUCAUUCUGGACACCAACUCAGCGAGUUCUUUACUCCGUUCCCUCUCUAAUAACUACCCAGUUAAUCAGACCUUAGUCACUCUUUUUUUCAAUUCUUAAUCUCUACAAACCUUCACAAUGAAGUUCCUCAGCACCGCGCUCGCCGCCGUCAUGGCUGGUUCUGCCAUGGCCGCUCCGGUCCUCGAGAACACCACUUCCUGCCCCUGCAACAACGGCGGCGACGACGGCUACGACGUCGACGCCCCUACCGUCGACCUCCCGACCGCUUACAGCACCACCGCGGUCACCAUCAGCACCGCCACCACCGUCGCCACCACCGUCGCCACCACGGUCCCCAUCUCCCUCAACACCUCGGUGCCCGUCCCCAACGGUGAUGACGGCGCCGACGUCGACGUCGACACUGCCGACGUCGUCGUUGUCGUCAAGACCGUCGUCGCGACCGUCGUGGACGUCGAGGCCAAGGUCAAGGGCCACCUCGACCUGAUCGCCCAGAUCUGCGCUGGCGCCGACAUCGACGCCCAGGCCCUCCUCAAGGUUCUCGUCGAUCUCAAGGUCGACCUCCAGGUCCUCCUUGACCUCGUUCCCAAGCUCAACGGUCUCGUCAUCGACGCCAACGCCCUUGUUGCCGCCGACGUCCAGGUUAUCCUCGACCUCGUUGUCCGCGUUGAGGCCCUCAUCGCCGAGAUCCAGACGGUUCUGGCCGGUCUCGCCAAGCUCAAGGCCGAAAUCCUUGCUGUGAUCGGUGUCGAGCUGCACGCCUGCCUGGACCUGGUCGUCUCCAUCGUCGGACCCGUCGUCAACUUCGCCCUCGCCGUCGUUGCUAAGCUCAGCGCCAUUGUCGAGCUCAAGGUCCUCGUCGGCCAGGUCUCGGCCGUCGUCGGCAAGCUCAACGCCCACAUCAGCGCCCUCCUUCACGUUCUCGGCCCCGUCUUCAAGCUCCUCCACCUCUAAGUGAGAGGCAAAGCCGAAAACCAAAAGCAGGGGGAAGGUGGUCGAUCUUUCGAGGCAUUCUAGCUGAGCAUCCCCCGGGGGGGCGUGUGCGAAGCGGAAGUGCAUGAGCAAAAGGGGUUUCGUGUUAUACUUCUACUGUACCUAGUUAAUGUAUAAUUCUAAAACCGACCCCUGUGCAUGGCUGUAGUUUUGUGAGCUGUCCUGGUGCAAUGAGAAUUAUCGAAUGUAUUAAUCAUGUGAACUUCGAACAUCCUUAUGUUUGAAAUCAAUACCGUGAAAACCCAGCUUCGGACGGAUAGGGAUUGUAUUAUUAGUUUUCGA
Messenger RNA from Thermothelomyces thermophilus ATCC 42464, 1375 nucleotides. RefSeq lists its product as uncharacterized. The record is from RefSeq and is a predicted model, not a curated record. The transcript has 3 exons. The coding region runs from base 221 to 1054 and encodes 277 amino acids. Lineage: Eukaryota; Fungi; Ascomycota; Sordariomycetes; Sordariales; Chaetomiaceae.